AUGCUCAAUUCGUCUCAUUGCCAUUUUGAGAAACACGAUUUUAGAAACAACAUUCUGGAGAAGUUUGAUCUAAAUAUUGAUGACAUUGCCUAUGUUGGUCCGUAUUAUUUUCCGAUCGAUGAGAACGGCGACGAGUAUUUCAAUCAUUUCGCUCAAAUUGGAAUGAGCAUUCUUUGUAUUCAAAUUAUAAUUUCUUUAAUCACAGUCCUCUAUUUCGGGACCAUGUGCUAUCUGAAAAUCAACGAAUUGGUCUCAACGUUGAAUUCGAGCUCAUUAGUCGCGAAACGAUUGCAAUCGCAGCUAUUCAACGCAUUGGUCCUCCAAACAAUCUUCCCUGUCGCCCUAAUGCACAUUCCAGCCACGUUCCUCUUCGUUGCUCCAUUGCUCGACCAGCCGUUCGAGUUUGCCAGCCAAAUUGUGAACAUCACAAUUGCAAUCUAUCCAGCAAUUGACGCGCUCCCCACAAUAUUUAUAGUUCAGAGCUAUCGCAAAGCAACCAUUGAUAUUGCCAAAAAGCUGUUCAGCAUACGGAAACCGAGCAUAGUAUCACAGCUCAGCUCACUUCGAAGCCUCUAA
Molecule: messenger RNA, 576 nt
Organism: Caenorhabditis bovis
Lineage: Eukaryota; Metazoa; Nematoda; Chromadorea; Rhabditida; Rhabditidae
Source: the annotation of a GenBank genome assembly